Messenger RNA from Tachysurus fulvidraco (yellow catfish), 2108 nucleotides. It is a transcript of the gene dnajc4, whose product is annotated as DnaJ (Hsp40) homolog, subfamily C, member 4. The coding region runs from base 340 to 1062 and encodes 240 amino acids. The record is from RefSeq and is a predicted model, not a curated record. NCBI's taxonomy places the organism in Eukaryota, Metazoa, Chordata, Actinopteri, Siluriformes, Bagridae. The transcript is spliced from 8 exons.
UUUGGAAUGACGUUGUGUACAAUCUGUAAACAAAUAAUAAAUGGAAAGUUACAGGAUCAAACUGUAGAACAAACAGAAUGGUCAGGUUUAAUCCUGAAAAACAGAGGAUUCACUAACCACUUAAAUGAGAAACUCAACACCAAUCGACAUGUUUACAGUCUGAAACACUGACCGCUCGGUUUCUUCUGCUGCUCUGACACUGACAGGAAGAGCUCUGUAACACUGAUGCAAGGAACACUGUGUUUGUGGACUAAUACAUAAAAUAUAUCCUGGUUUGGAUGCUAAUCUAAUCCAUCACAGUUCUCUGCAGAUUCUCCUGUGGAUAUACAUGUUCUCAGAAUGAAUGUUAGCAUGAUGCAGAUGGAGGCCCCACUGCGGCUCUGUCACAACUGUCUGUUCUUCUUUAAGUUUCCACAGCGCUUCCUGUCACUUUCUUCUACUCACAGGUCACCUGCAAGUUACUACGAUGUUCUAGGGGUUAAGGCCGAUGCAUCACUGGAUGAAAUAAAGAAUGCAUUUUUUGACAAGUCCAAAAAGCUUCACCCUGACAGUGACCCGUCAAACCCGGUCCUCCAUAGUCAGUUUGUUAAGCUAAAUGAAGCUUACCGGGUGUUGAGCAAAGAAGGCACCAGGAAGGACUAUGACCUCCGAAUGAGAUAUCAUCAUUUCGACCAGAGUUUUAGACCCUCCUCCAGAUACACACACAACCCCAGCAAUGCUGAGACGACUGAGAACGUGCACUACUGGGAGCAGUUUCGGAGUACUCAGGACUUCUCUGAGGAUGACUGGCAGAAUAAGAGGAAGAAGAAUCUGCGGCUGGUGGGCUACUGCAUCGUCGCCAUGCUUCUGAGUAUCGGCGCUCAUUACUUUGGGUUCAGAAAGCUGGAGGAAAUACAUAAUGACUUCAUGGACAAAAAAGAUAAUGCCAUCACUAAAAUCUAUAACGAGUCCAAAGAAAGAGCCAGGGUGAACGGAUUUAAGAAGCAACAGGAGAUCCUGAGACAGAAACAUGCAGAAUUUCUGGAGAGAUACAAGAUUCGUCCAAGUGGCAAAGAGAAGUAGAAAUAUCAUAUAGACAUCAUGAGGCUUGGUAGAGUCAUUUGCCGGAGCUGAGCGUGCAUCCAGGUAGCACAGAAGCUAUAGGAGAUGGACUGAGAUGUGUCUAGGUUGAAAACAAAUAAAAAUUGUAAUAAUAAUAAUAUUCAGUGUCAGAUGUUUAUGAACACAUGUUGUAUACGGUUUAUAUUUUUUCAGGUAUGGGCUACAAAUAAUGGUCAGUAUAGAAAUGGCUACAAAUACAGCAAGCUCUUGUACUACAUGACAUAUAGUAUAUACAGACACUUGUCAUGUCUGGAUUUCCUGGGUGGGAUUUUAACCGCACCUGGAUAUGGUUUUUUGGAAAAAAGUUCGAAGCACUGUACACAACAGUGUGUGUGUGUGGUAUUUUAUUGCCUAAGCCAGAUUAAAGGAGUAACAAAGGUGCUAGUAUUUAGGAUUGUGACAAUAUUAAGCAAGCAAAGCCAUAAUUUUUGAACCAGUAUUUAUUAAUUAAGGGACCCUUAGUGAUGGUCUGGCUUUGUUGCAGAACUGAAAAUAAAUUUCCUCCUAAAUUGUUUGCUCUGUUAACUGGAUUGGUUAUCAUGAUUCAUCAGAAAUCACAUUCUGCUCUCUCUGUAAAAGAAAAAAGAAACAGAAAUCAGUAAUAUUUUUGGAAGCUUAAUUGCUUUGGAUAUCUGAGACUUAAACUUCAGAUUAACAUUGUACAUCCUACUGAACAUAUGGUUGAAUAUUAUGGCCUUUAUUCUGAUUGGUGCAUUUGGCUUUUGUUUUGCCCUUGUUUUGCACAUGACACCUCCAGUCAUGGUAGAACUACAGACUACAUAACUAUGUUUCCUGUUAUGCUGUCUUCUGCAGCUGUAUCAAAUAAGAAGGAGACUGUCAUCACCAGGUGUUUCACACUGUUCACGAUUAUAAGGAAUUGUGUGAAAUCAAUAGAGUCUUGUGUGAGCCCAUUAGCUCACUGGGGUUUGAGUAUUGAUGCAAGUGGCGUAAUGUUUCUCUUUGACAUUUUUUGUUGCAAUUAUGAAUUAAACAUUAUCAUGAUAUUA